AUGCAAGGCGGCGUCAUCCGCAAUGAUGGCGGGCCGACGCUGCCCGACGCUGGUUCACAACCGUUCGCCGUCGUGACAAAGGCUGGGGACGACUGCAACAGUUCGUCAUUGGACGCCGCGACUGCUCGCCCCUCGCCGUCGUCAUUCUUCCCGCAACGACCUGACGCAAAGCAGACACUGACAACAUCCAGCGCAAAGGCUAUGUCCUCGCCCGUCCAAGCAUCCCCUCCGCUCCGCCCCACCUCUGCUUCCCCCGAGGACAAGAAGGACUUUAAUCCAAAGCCCCCCGUCCGCCCCCCUCCCCGCCCGCGCGCCUUCGAUCUUGAGCCAAACCCCUUCGAACAGUCCUUUUCCGCCUCCUCCCACCACUCGACCACCUCCAUCCGCUCCGAUCUCUCCCGCGCCCGCGACUCUCUUGGGCCCCCCACCGACUCGUCCACCGCCGACGACCGCAACGCCAGUGCCAACCCCGACCGCCCCAGCUCCAGCGCGGACAAUGCCGCCAGCAACGCCGGCGAAAAAGCCACGACCCCGCCCAAGCCCGUCCUCCCGCCCCUAGCCGCCAUCUCCUCGCCCUCCGACCCGUCCUCCUACUCCUGGUACUCGUCCAGCUUCUCAAACUCCCUCCGCUCCGGUCCCCUGUCCCCCGCCAUGCUCGCCGGCCCGCAGACCAACCCCCCCAACACCACCGCACCCGCCUUUGACCCCGCCUCCUUCCGCACCGGCCUCACCCCUCGCACCGGCCUCACCCCCCGCACCGGCCUCACCCCCGCCGGCACCGGCCUCACUCCGCUCAUGGCCGGCCCCGUCAGCUUCCCCCCGCCCAGCCCCGGCACCGCCGCCUUCCUCGCCAUGAUGGGCGGCGGUGGAGCCCCCGGUGGCGGCGUCGCUCCCCCGGGUCCCACGAUCACGCCCAACACCCUCACUGCCAUCACCGGCGCCCUCGGCCCCACCAACGGCUCCCAGAACGGCGCUGCCCCCAGCUCCAACCCCUCCGCCAGCCCUACGCAGACUCAUACGUCACCGACCUCUGCUCAUAAUCCCCAUCCACUGUCGAUCAGCCACAUUCCGCAGCAGUACACGAUGCAGCAUAUCCCGUCCCAUCAACAGGCCGCACAGCAGCAGCAGCAACAACAACAGCAGCAGGGCGGCGAUUAUGCCAAUUCCGCCGUGAAUGCUGCCAAUACCGCCGCGAAUGGACUCUUCCUCCUCAGCCAGGCGCAUCAGGAGCUGACUAAGCGCGAGGAGAUGCAGCGGCAGCAAGAGGGCACGCCCGUCAACGGCAAGCGCGGGACAAAGAGAAAAUCGUACGACGCGGGCUCCCAUCAACAGGGCUCGCCCACGCCCACGCCGCAGCAGCCCCAGCAGCAAUCGCAACAGCACAAAGCCCAGACGAAGCGCACGCGGAGCAACACCGGCGCGAGCGGCCGGAGUAAGAGCAACCGCGCGGAGAGUGUGGGGACCGACUUUGACGAGGACGACGAGGACGAUGAGAUGGGCGGGUCGCAGCAGGGCCAGAAUGGGCAGAGCGGUGGGGGGCAGAACGGACGUGGGCAAAAGGUGCCCAUGACCGAGGAGGAGAAGCGGCGGAACUUCCUCGAGCGCAACCGGCAAGCCGCGCUGAAAUGCCGCCAGCGCAAGAAAGCGUGGCUCGCGCAGCUGCAGGCAAAGGUCGAGUUCCUCUCGAACGAGAACGAGCGGCUGACGAGCGCGCUGGUGAGCAGCCGCGAGGAGAUCGCGCGCCUGAGCGCGCUCGUGGGCGCCGCGGGCGUCGCGCCCGUCGUCAUCGGCGCGAACCCGCAGAUGGCGGCGCAGCAGCCGGUCAGCGUGAACGUGAGCCUGCCGGGGCACGCGCAUGCGCAUGCGCAUGGGAUGCAGAGGAUGAGUGUGAGCCCGCCCGGGACCGCGGGGGGGAUGCAUGGGAAGGGGUAUGGGUAUUAGGGGGGGUUGUUGCGAUGGGUGUGGGUAUACGUGAUUUGUGAUGGAGGGGACGCGCCCGGCGGAGGGAUGCCCUUGCGACAUAUACACGGGCUGGGAUCCCUCGGGCGGGGUAUGCAUACAUAUCCCUGCCCGCCGGCGAUGAGACGGGGUGGCCCGGGGGUUAUGGACUAUGGUAAAAUGUAAGGUAUUGAGCAGAUGUGUCACUAGGUCCGCUGUGUUGUGCUGCAUAGUCUGAGUCUCAGUCUCGGUUUUUGAUUUGUUGAUUAUGAGUCUACUUGGUGGUAUUUUAUGCAGUGGGAUAAGUAGGUUAUGAUAUGUGAAUGAAUGAAUGAAUAUGAAUAUCGAUCGUACGUGCAGGCGCGGAGGGGAGG
Messenger RNA from Gloeophyllum trabeum ATCC 11539, 2312 nucleotides. RefSeq lists its product as uncharacterized. The coding region runs from base 1 to 1941 and encodes 646 amino acids. Gene Ontology annotation, molecular function: DNA-binding transcription factor activity, RNA polymerase II-specific; RNA polymerase II cis-regulatory region sequence-specific DNA binding. NCBI's taxonomy places the organism in Eukaryota, Fungi, Basidiomycota, Agaricomycetes, Gloeophyllales, Gloeophyllaceae. The record is from RefSeq and is a predicted model, not a curated record. Gene Ontology annotation, biological process: regulation of transcription by RNA polymerase II. The transcript has 3 exons.